Molecule: messenger RNA, 3302 nt
Organism: Seriola dumerili (greater amberjack)
Lineage: Eukaryota; Metazoa; Chordata; Actinopteri; Carangiformes; Carangidae
Gene: bhlhe41
Product: basic helix-loop-helix family member e41
Exons: 5
Coding region: 274-1569 (431 amino acids)
Biological process (GO): circadian regulation of gene expression; regulation of transcription by RNA polymerase II; anterior/posterior pattern specification
Cellular component (GO): nucleus
Molecular function (GO): DNA-binding transcription factor activity, RNA polymerase II-specific; protein dimerization activity; RNA polymerase II cis-regulatory region sequence-specific DNA binding
Source: RefSeq, a predicted model, not a curated record
GAGAAGGUCUAAUUACCGGACUUUGUGCUGGUGCAGGCUACACGUGAGUCGGAAGCUGUUCCCCACCGGAGGCGCGCGUGCGCUCUAACCACAGCACCGACGGCUUUUGCAAAGUGGCUGCUCGGGGAACUAUAGACAUCAGUCUGAAGCGCAGCUCCACUGGAGGACACGCACUGUGCAUCAACUCCCCUCAGCCGUCCGUGUGUGUGGGUCGUAGGAUAACAAACAUUCCCCAAAGAAGCUCAGGAGCGGAUAACCAGCAGCAGAGAAGUGAUGGAUGAAAGAAUACCGCAUUUACAGGACAGGCAGUUCAUGGAGCACGCAGAUUUCUUGGGGGUGGAUUACCCCUCUCUCUACAUGUGCAAAUCCAAAAGAGGAAUAAAACGAGAGGAUGGUGGGAAGCAGGACGCAUACAAGUUACCACACCGGUUGAUAGAGAAGAAGAGGAGAGACAGAAUCAACGAAUGUAUCGGGCAGCUGAAGGAUUUGUUACCCGAACAUCUGAAGCUGUCGACGCUCGGGCAUUUGGAGAAAGCAGUUGUCCUGGAGUUAACAUUGAAACAUUUAAACGCACUGACGGCUGUCACCGAGCAGCAGCACCAAAAGAUCAUUGCUUUGCAGAAUGGGGACCGGUCCAUGAAAUCCUCCAUUCAUGCAGAUCUGGAUGCGUUCCACUCCGGGUUCCAGGCCUGUGCCAAAGAGGUCCUGCAGUACCUGAGUCAGUUUGAGAACUGGACGACACGAGAGCAGAGGUGCGCGCAGCUCAUCAACCACCUUCACAAGGUGCUGGCGCAGUUCCAGCCCGGCGCGCCGCCGAUCCAGCACCAGCUACCCGCCGGGGACGCACAGGAUGGGCAGAAAACUGACAGUCAAGCCAACUGUGUCCCGGUCAUCCAGAGGACCCAAGGCGGGGAGCUUAACGAGAAUGACACAGACACGGACAGUGGAUACGGGGGCGAGGCUGAGAAGAGCGAUGGCAAAGAUAAAGAAUGUGAGCGCAAUAAGACGCAGGGACCAAAGGCAGUGAAGAUUAAGCAGGAGUUUGGAGAUGAACGCGCUGCCAAAAAACCAAAGAUGAACUGGUCUGGGAACGGGUUAGGGGGCGCAGACCCCACCAGGCCUGAUCUGGCGUUAAUGAACUCUUUGAUGGGAAUAAGCAGUGUUGGACAGCAGACACCAAUUUGCAUGCCUUUCUACUUCAUCAACCCCUCAGCCGCGGCGUCUUACAUGCCUUUGUUCGAUAAAAGCAACAUUGAAAAGUACAUGUACCCAGCGGCUGCCGCUCUUGCGUCCCCUUUCCCCUGGCUUUACCCUGCACACGCGUCAGCAGCGGCGGCCGCGGCAGCUGCUGCCGCUUUCCCCGGCUUGUCUGCGCACUUUGGAGCCUCCUCUCAGUCCAAGGACUCCCACUCUCCAGACAGCGAGGGGUCACAGGAGGCUGAGACAAGCUCACCUGAGGAGCGUGAGGAAAGUCUCGCGAGUGACGACGGGGAGGGUGACGUAGGUGAUACGUCCCAGGAGAACAAGAGCACCCCAGCUGAUCCGUUUUCUGCUUGUCCAACGAGCUAAUUUGUCUGUGUUACCUUUCUGUGCAUUCUGCUGAGAAAUUGAUGUAUAUUCAUUUUUUAAAAUUAGGCUAGUUUUAAAGCGAGGUUUCACAGAAAGUGAGUUUCUCGUGUACAAGAUCUUUGCGAAACAGGGGACAGUUGUGACGGCGCGUGCCUUUUGCACUAUGCUAGAUUAAUCAAUCUGAAUGAUUAUCGACAAUGAUUGACACUAGUACACGACUGUGUUGUGCUGGAGUUAGUUUUUUAUCCUCUUUGAUAAAAUAUUUUGAAAUGGCAGCAUUGGUGCCAAAAACUUUGAGUACUAUACCAGUGGGCAAUAUCCCAAUCAGCGAGUCUCUUUGGAUGUAUGAAGUUGCAACUGACCUCUGCCAAGGUUAUAAAGAGCCUGGCUGACUCUGACUGUAAAUAUGAUUACCUGGAGGACAGUCGGAUUCAUUAAUAUGUAAAUGUGCACUAAAUGGGCCUAUAAAAGAAGUGCUCCUGGAAGUGUAACGCCUACAGUACCUCAUCCCCAACUUUGCACGGGGUAGGCUUAUUACUGUCCCUCACACACACACACACACACACACACACACACACACACACACACACACACACACACACACACCAGCUACUUUAACAAUCACACAUUGACAAUAAUGAGAUAAAUGGAGAGAUAUUGUGCCAGAUUUCCUUCAUCUCACCUUUACAAAUCUUCAGUUUGCUCUGGUUUCCUUUACUUGUUUGUAUGUUGUGAGGAAAAACAAAACAAAUAAAAAGAAAAAAAACAAUCAUAAAGAAGAAACCUUGCAUUCACAAGGGGCUGCUUGACCAGCAUAUUGUACAUCCCCUGAAUGAGGCAUUUCUGCACAGAGAUGCAGUGACCUUCUGUACCUCCAGAAAACAUUGUAGGAUAGCACCUUAUAGAUCUUUGAUAUUGAAUGUACCUGUAUUUUCCCAGCUGUUAAAGUUUGUACGUAGGAUGAUCUUUACUCUUUGAGACGUAAAGUGCACUUUUUUCUGCUUCGACUCCCCCCCAGCAGUCACCUUAUCAUUUUGAAAGUCAAUCACUGUAGGUCUCUUUGAACCCUUUUAAUGUACUGAGUUGUCUUGAAAUUAAAAAAAAAAAAAAAAAAAAAAAAUGUAACGUCAAUUUAAAAGAGGGAGCAGAGACACAGGAUGCUUCAUGAUGAUUCAUGCAGUAAAGUGGUGAUCAAGUCAUUUUAACAAAAACACUGCUCAUUUCUUGCUCUGUCACGGCAAAAUUAUUCAAAUCGUAAUCAGAUGUGAAAACCUCUGCACCCCAUUACACGCCAGCCUAUCCCUGAUUCUGUGUUAUAUGCUAUCAUUAUGUAAAACCUUGCUUUUCCAAUAUCUGACAAAGGUGGGAAAGAAGCCGAUCAGUUAUGAUCUUUAACUUUACCUUGGCCUGUUUUCUAAGAGAUUAAUUCCUGCAAGUGUAGUGUUGUUCAGCUUUUUUAAGUUUCACACGUGACUGAAUAAACAGAUGAUUUUCAUGGUAUUUUGCAUACAUGACAUUGCUUUUGUAGUUUUCUUCAGCUGGUUUUGCCUCAAAAUCUGUUAUCAACUGUUAUAUAAAGUGGCAUGUGUGUCUGUAAAUAGUUUUUGUGAAUAUACCAUAAAGUAUACAUGUCUAUGUCAAUGUUGUAGAAGUCUAUGGAUUUUUUUAAAGAUUUAACUGAGCAACUGUUGCACAUUUCGUUAAUGCUUUACACAUAUGCUGUUCUAAAUUAU